Messenger RNA from Uloborus diversus, 1807 nucleotides. RefSeq names its product acetylcholinesterase-1-like. The transcript has 4 exons. Gene Ontology annotation, cellular component: plasma membrane. Gene Ontology annotation, biological process: choline metabolic process; acetylcholine catabolic process. Bases 2 to 1807 code for a protein of 601 amino acids. Gene Ontology annotation, molecular function: acetylcholinesterase activity. Lineage: Eukaryota; Metazoa; Arthropoda; Arachnida; Araneae; Uloboridae. The record is from RefSeq and is a predicted model, not a curated record.
GAUGGUCUCUGGGAUUUUUAUGCUGAUACUCAAAUUGGCAUUUUUGAGAAGUGCUGCAUCAGUUGUUCUAACCAGGUCAGGUCCUGUAGAAGGAAUUGUGGACACUCAUCACGGUACUUUAGUAGAUACGUUCCUUGGAAUUCCUUAUGCCACUCCUCCAGUUGGACAAUUACGUUUUAGAAGAACAGUUCCAGUCCAACCGUGGAUGGCGACUCUGAAAGCCGACAGCUAUGCUCCAGCCUGCGUCCAGUAUUUUCCUUACAAAUAUCCAUGGGUCGACAAGAUGCCUGGACAAAGCGAAGAUUGCUUGUAUUUAAACAUAUGGGCACCAAGAAGUGCUCACAGCACGACUAAAAAAGCUGUGAUGUUUUGGAUAUAUGGAGGUGGCUACUCGUCAGGAUCUAAUCGACUUGAUACAUAUGACGGGAGCGUUUUAGCAGCAAAAGGAGAUGUGAUUGUCGUCAAUAUUAAUUACCGGUUAGGGGUGUUUGGAUUUUUAUCAACACCAAGUGAGGAAGCACCAGGGAAUAUGGGAUUUUAUGACAUACUGGAAGCUCUUCGGUGGGUUAAGAGCAAUAUUCAGGCUUUUGGAGGGGACCCGGACAACAUCACACUUUUUGGCCAGAGUGGGGGAGCUAUGGUGUCAGGCCUUUUCUGCGUGUCCCCUCUCACUGUUGGCCUCUUCAGAAGGGUCAUCUUGGAAAGUGGUGCCCCGGCAAGACUCAUCGAUGACGCCAGUUACCUGGCGAAUCUACAGUUAGGUGUCCGACUCGCAGCAGAAAUGGGCUGUGCACCAAACAAUGCGUCUUUAGUGGAGAAUCCUGUUGGAAUAAUUCAAUGCUUGAGAAGUAAAGAUGCUAAUAUUCUAGCAUACGCCGCUGAUGCUUUGAAUAAUUUCUCAGUCCAAACUUUUAACUUCAUCUUUGGAGACGCUCUGCUACCAAUCAAUCCUAGAUUAGCUGUAAUUAAUUUACAGUUUCAGAAUGUCGAUGUGCUAAUUGGCAAUAAUCAAGACGAAGGUGCUUUUCAACUUCCUGUUUUCAUGCCAGAGCUUUUUGGUCCGUUUGGUGAAAGAAAUCCUCGCAUUAACAAAACUUUUGGAAGUGCCAUAAUUCCACUGUUUACCCCCGCUUUCCCUGCACCCGAAGCUGCUGUUCAGUGGUAUCUUGGAGGAUUACAGGAGUAUGACUACCAUCAUGUCCGUAGUCAAGUAUACCAUGCGUACGGAGAUUAUAGCAUAUUUUGCCCUGAUGUAUAUUUUGCAGAAAGCUAUGCGAGAAAAGGUAAUUCCGUAUAUUACUACUACUUCAACCAUCGGAGUUCUGUGACACCAUGGGCUCAUUGGAUGGGCGUGGUACAUGCAGACGAAAUUCCGUUUGUGUUUGGAAGACCGUUGGAUUGCGCAGACAAAGAUGAAGAGUCAUACCUUGGAAGACCGUUUGAUUCCGCAGGACAUGAUGAAGAGCCACUUUAUCUUGAAAGACCGUUUGAUUACAAAGGACAUGAUAAAGCAUUAGUCAGGGUUAGAAGGCCCUUGGAAUACGUAGAAUCUCAUAAAAAGUGUAAGAAUACACAAUAUCAGCAUUGUAGAGGACACUAUACAGCUUCUGAACAAAAACUAAGUAGGGAAAUGAUUUCGAUGUGGACCAACUUUGCAAAAUUUGGGAGACCAAGUCACGAGUGGCCCACUUUCUCACGAGAAAAACCUUAUGUAUUGACAUUCCAGCUAAAAGAAAACAGAAAAAGUUACCUACAACAACAUUUUGAAAACUGCGAGUUCUUCAGACCGUACUUUGGUUUUAACUAG